Molecule: messenger RNA, 5753 nt
Organism: Clunio marinus
Lineage: Eukaryota; Metazoa; Arthropoda; Insecta; Diptera; Chironomidae
Source: the annotation of a GenBank genome assembly
GUUUGGUUUGAGCUUCGCGAGUGGUGAGAGCGUGUCUUAAAAUCAGUGAUCGGAAUUAAAUAUUUAAAUUUAAAAAAAGCAUAAAGUUGUUGACACGUUCAUCGAGCUCAUUUAAAUCUUAUUUUGAAGUUCAAUGUCAAUGAAUUAAUAAUCUUUGAUAAAAUAAAAGCUUCGUCAUGCAAAUGCAAGAGAAAUAUACGAAAAAAGUGGAAGUGCCGUCGAUAAGUUCAUCAAUAGCAACAAUAAAUACGACAACAGCUUCCACUGUUCAAUUAGUGGAGCGUGGUAAUUGGGGAAAUGCAAUUGAAUUUGUACUCGCGUGUGUAAAUUUCGCUCUUGGACUUGGAAAUGUUUGGAGGUUUCCUUACUUGUGUUAUAGAAGUGGCGGCGGAGCCUUUUUGGUUCCUUACCUAGCCAUGGUUUUAGUCAUUGGACUUCCGUUAUUUUUUGCUGAAUUAGUUAUCGGUCAAUACAGUGGAUUGGGACCAAUAAAAGCGUUUAGUUAUAUUUCUCCUUUAUUCAAAGGUCUCGGAUAUUGUGUUGUGUUAACAACAGUCUUUCUGGCAAUUUAUUAUAUGAUUGUCGUUUCAUGGGUAUUUUACUAUCUUUGGAUUUCGCUCUUCCCAAGUUUAAUUUGGGGAAACUGCGACAACAAAUGGAAUUCGCAAAAUUGUUACAGCAUGCUUCAAGAUAUCAAAUGUCGAGGGGAAAGCUUUCUAAAUGCUUCAGCUGAAAUUUUCUAUCAAAAGGAAUGCAAAAGUGUUGAAAGUAUUUGUGAAGCGCACAAUUUGGAAGCUUUCAACUUCACUUCUUGCUUCAAUGGAACUCACGCAAUUCCAAUCAACAAAGUCAUCAACAGAACGCUUGCAGCUGAAGAAUUCUUCUAUGAAAAUGUUCUUGGGCUUGGAAAUGCCAAAUGGACUGAAAAUUGGGGUUGGCCUCAACCACAUCUCGUGUUGUGUUUAGCAUUUGGAUGGAUCAUGGCUUACUUUUCUCUCUAUAAAGGAGUAAAAUCGAUGGGAAAAAUUGUCUACUUCACAGCAACUUUCCCUUAUAUCGUUUUGACGGCUUUGUUGAUUCGUGCCUUGACUUUAGAAGGCGCAACUGAUGGAAUUUUAUAUUUGCUGUCACCUGAAUGGAAUCUUUUGGGUUCUGCUGAAGUUUGGGGCAAUGCUGCAAGUCAAGUUUUUUACUCAUUCGGAACUGCUUAUGGACCUUUGAUAGUUCUUGCUUCUUACAACAAGUUCUCCAACAAUUGUCACUUUGAUGCCGUCAGCGUGUCUGCAAUAAAUUUCGCAACAGCAAUUUACAAUGGCGUCGUAGUGUUUGCUAUUCUCGGAUUCCUUUCGAAGAGCAUGAACGUACCAUUAACAAGUGUCACUGCAAGUGGACCUGGGCUGACAUUUAUCACUUAUCCUGAAGCUGUUUUAUUGAUGCCAUUGCCACAACUGUGGGCUUUUCUCUUCUUCUUCAUGAUGAUCAUUCUGGGUCUUGGCUCACAACUUGGAUUCGUGCAAACAAUCACUUCAUCGAUCAUCGAUCAUUGGCCACAUUUAAGAGACCAACAAAAGCGUGUGACUGCCGGCACUUGCAUCAUGUGCUUCAUUGCAGCCCUGCCAAUGACAUGCAACGGUGGAAUUUAUCUUGAAACAUUGAUCGAAUGGCACACUGCAAGUUGGCAUAUUUUCAUUCUUGGCUUUGCUGAAAUUGCUAUUUUCUGCUGGAUUUAUGGAUUCGAAAGAGUAUUUGAAAACAUACACGAAAUGGAAAUGAAAAUUUCCAAAGUGACAAAAACUUAUUGGAGAUCAGUUUGGGUUUAUUUGACACCUUUGACACUUGCUGCAAUUUCGAUUACUUAUGUGGCAAACUUGAAGCCAACAAAAUUCCAAAAUUACCUUUUCCCUUGGUGGGCUGAUGCAAUUGGAUAUUGUUUCGGUGUUUUGAUUCUCAGUCCGUUCGUCAUUUAUGGAUAUAAACAUGUCAAAGACAUUAUUCAAGGCAACACAACAUUCAUUGAAGUAUUGAGACCAUCAGAACGCUGGGGACCUCAAGAAGUCGAUGGAAAACGUAUUGACAGAACGAAGAAGCAGUAAAACGUGAGAAAUAUCGCAAAUAUUUUUAACUUUAAUUACAUAUUUAUGUAUAAGAAGCUUUUAAAUGUUUACUGCAAAUGGUGCCAUCAAAAUUAUUUUAUAAUCACCAGCAUGUCUAUCAAUCAUUUGAACUUACCCUUUGACACAACAUUUUGUUUUCAAACAAGUUGAAUUGAAUUUCAUGAUCAUUUUUGCGUGAAUACUUGAGCUUUCACUUUUGAUUAUUUUAAGGAUUUCUGAUAUUGCAAAAAUUAUUCAACAAGUUAAAGUUUUGUGUUACCUCAUCGCACUUGAUGUCUUGAAACUAUUAAUGAUUUUGACAUAUUUAUUAUGUUAGUUUUUGAAUAUUUUAAGCUUGAUGUGAAUGUGAGCUUUCAAAGUUGAGUAAAUGUUUAUUUUGAUUAGCAUUAAAAACCUUGGGCAAGGGCUCAUUUUUUUAAUUAUUAAUUAACUUGGUAAUGGAAGCAGUAAAUUUAAUUCAUAUUGAUCGUUAUUAGGAAUUAAUUUUCAUUUGUAAUUAGAAUUAAAAAUCUUGAGAAUAAUUUGGUUUUAAAUCUUUCUUUCUCUGCAUGUUGUGAAGAACAUCAUACAUCGAAAUGAAUUCGACCUUGACUCACUUACGAACACGUUAUUGUAGAUUUUUCAACUCUACAAUGUUCUUAAUAAUAAUAAAUAAUAACAUAUGACUAACUGGUUUAUAUUUGUCGCACAACCAACAUGUACAUGUGAGAAAAACUAUCGAAGGCACGAUUUAAUAUCUCAUCCAGUCUUUUUCUCUUUAAAACACUCGACAAGACCCGGCGAAAUAUUUUUUACGAUUGUAUAAUGUCAAUAAUCAAAUUGUUUGAGAACUGAUAAGCAAUUUAUUUGAUAAAACUUUUACGAAACAAGCUUGGCUUGGUUUCAUUCGAUAAUUUACUGUGUACAAAUAAAGUUUCAUUCCAUCAUCAUGCAGUUUAAUUUAAUUUCUGGAGUUUUUAUUCUAAGCUUUAUAUCAAUUACAUUCUGUCAAAGCACAAAUUAUCUUUCUAUCAUGAACUAUGUGCCUCAGAACUUUGAAACUCAAAUCCCAAGCUGUAUGGGAACAGUGAUUUCUCCACGCCACGUUCUGACAUCAGCAAGUUGUGCCACAACUUCUUCGCCUUUAGAUGUUCUUGUGAAAGUUGUAACAAUUUCAGGAACUAAUGAAACGUCAAUCAAUUACUUAGUGAAGAAUAAGCACAUCCAUCCAGAAUAUAAUUCUGAACAACCAAAGGAAAAUAAUAUCGCAGUCUUAGAGAUUGAUGGUGAAUUUGAUAUUGCAAUGAUACCUCCCAAGAUUCUCGGUGAAUUGUCUUCUAACAGCUCGUGUGACAUAUCAAUCGGAACGCCACCGACUAGACAGGCAGCAACAAUUAUUAAUUCAACAUAUUGCGACUCGACAUUUCCUCAACUUUAUUGUUCAUUACUUGAUAUGCGAUCUAACAUAUUGUGCAGUGCUCAACUUGGUUCUCCCAUUAUGUGUUCGGGUGAAUCUAUCAUUGAUGGGUUUGUUAUAACCGACAAAGAUUGUGUCAUCACCGGAUCAUCUGUCACACUUCAAUAUCACUCUGUGAAUGAUUUUCGUGACUGGAUUGAUGAAGUUUCAUCUGCUAAACUGACGUAUAAAUUGUCAAUUCUUCUUAUCUUAUCAGCUCUAUUUACAAACUUUUAUCAAUAUUUCAGUAUCAAGAUCAUGAUGCAAAUGCAAGAAAAAUAUACGAAAAAAGUGGAUUCUCCUUCAAUUCAUUCAUCCAUAAGUGAGACAUUGAAUACUGCAACAGCAUCAACUGUUCAAUUAGUGGAUCGUGGGAAUUGGGGAAAUGCAAUUGAAUUUGUACUCGCGUGUGUAAAUUUCGCUCUUGGACUUGGAAAUGUUUGGAGGUUUCCUUACUUGUGUUAUCGAAAUGGCGGCGGAGCCUUUCUGGUUCCUUACCUCGCGAUGGUUUUAGUCAUUGGACUUCCGCUUUUCUAUGCUGAAUUAGUUAUCGGUCAAUACAGUGGAUUGGGACCAAUAAAAGCUUUCAGCUUUAUUUCUCCCUUAUUCAAAGGUCUCGGAUAUUGCGUGUUGUUCACAACAACUUUUGUUUCGAUUUAUUACAUGGUCAUUAUUUCAUGGGUUCUUUAUUAUCUUUGGUCUUCUCUUUUCCCGAGUUUAAUUUGGGGAAACUGCGACAACAAAUGGAAUUCGCAAAAUUGUUACAGCAUGCUUCAAGAUAUCAAAUGUCGAGGGGAAAGCUUUCUAAAUGCUUCAGCUGAAAUUUUCUAUCAAAAGGAAUGCAAAAGUGUUGAAAGUAUUUGUGAAGCGCACAAUUUGGAAGCUUUCAACUUCACUUCUUGCUUCAAUGGAACUCACGCAAUUCCAAUCAACAAAGUCAUCAACAGAACGCUUGCAGCUGAAGAAUUCUUCUAUGAAAAUGUUCUUGGGCUUGGAAAUGCCAAAUGGACUGAAAAUUGGGGUUGGCCUCAACCACAUCUCGUCGUUUGCAUGGCCCUCGGAUGGAUUUUGGCAUUCUUCUGCUUAUUCAAAGGAGUCAAAUCAAUUGGAAAAAUUGUCUACUUCACAGCAACUUUCCCUUAUUUCGUUUUGACUGCUUUACUGAUUCGUGCCUUGACUUUGGAAGGCGCAACAGAUGGAAUCGGAUAUUUGCUUUCACCCGAAUGGGAUCUUUUGAAGAAACCUGGCGUUUGGGGUGAUGCAUCGAGUCAAGUUUUCUUUUCAUUUGGAAUUGCUUGGGGCGCUUUAAUAGUGCUUGCUUCCUACAACAAGUUCACGAACAAUUGUCACUUCGAUGCUGUGUUUGUGUCGGUAAUUAAUUUCGCAACAGCAAUUUACAAUGGCGUCGUAGUGUUUGCUAUUCUCGGAUUCCUUUCGAAUAGCAUGAACGUUCCGAUCCAAAGUGUCACUGCAAGUGGACCUGGGCUGACAUUCAUCACUUAUCCUGAAGCUGUUUUAUUGAUGCCAUUGCCACAAAUCUGGGCUUUUCUCUUCUUCUUUAUGAUGUUGAUACUCGGCUUAGGUUCGCAGUUUGGAUUUGUUCAAAUGAUAACUUCAUCGAUCGUCGACCAUUGGCCACACUUAAGAGAACAUCAGGAACGUGUAACUGCCGGCACUUGUCUUGGAUGUUUCAUUGCAGCCCUUCCAAUGACAUGCAGUGGUGGGAUUUACCUUGAAACAUUAAUCGAGUGGCACACUGCAAGUUGGAACAUUUUCAUCAUCGGUUUCGCUGAAAUUGUAAUCUUGUCCUGGGUUUAUGGAUUUGAAAGAACUUUCCAAAAUAUUCGCGAAAUGGAAAUGAAAAUUUCGAAAGCAACAAAAACUUAUUGGAGAUCAGUUUGGAUGGUUUUGACACCUUUGACACUUUUCGCUGUUCUUGUCUUCAUUUUUACUGAUUUGAAGCCAACAGUGGUUGGUACUUAUGAGUUUCCUUGGUGGUCUGAUUUACUUGGAUACAUGUUUGGAAUGAUAACGUUGACUCCAUUUGUCUUUUACACAACUAAAAAUCUUCUUGCUAUUCAUCAGGGAAAGACAACUUUCAUUGAAUUAUUGAGGCCGUCAGGUCGCUGGGGACCUCAAGAAGUCGAUGGAAAACGUAUUGAUCGUACAAAGAAGACAAUAGAAUGAAACAUUAUUUUAUGAUU